CUUUUCAUUAUUAAUUCCACCACACAUACACACACGCACGCACGCACACAGGCACACACACACACCGAAAUGUUCCGCUCUCUAAUUCACAACGCAUCUCUGCGCUCGAUCUCCGCCCGCCCGUCGGUCCUCCUUGCUGCAAAGCGUGCUAUCGGCGCACGCUUCAUCACAGAUCGUGCCAAGGCCACCAUCGAUGGUGCCGUGAAGGACAACGACCUUGUGGUCUUUAUGAAGGGCACGCCCGAUGAGCCCAUGUGCGGCUUCAGCCGGGCCGUCAUCCAGAUCCUGCAGAUGCACGGUGUCGACGAGAUCGCCGGAGUUGACUGCCUGCAGGACCCUGAGAUCCGUGAGGGCAUCAAGGAGUACACCGACUGGCCGACUAUCCCUCAGAUUUAUGUCAAGGGUGAGUUCAUCGGUGGCUGCGACGUCAUGGUCCAGAUGCAUCAGUCCGGUGAGCUCCACGAGCUGCUUGUCAAGGAGGGCAUCCUCAGUGCCGAGCCCGAGCCCGAGUCUGAGGAGCCCGCCAAGAAAGACUAGACGGUGGAUAUUGUAGUUUUUUUUUGCUUUUCUAUCAUAUUU
Kickxella alabastrina is the source of this 579-nucleotide messenger RNA. Its product is annotated as thioredoxin-like protein. The coding region runs from base 70 to 537 and encodes 155 amino acids. The record is from RefSeq and is a predicted model, not a curated record. NCBI's taxonomy places the organism in Eukaryota, Fungi, Kickxellomycota, Kickxellomycetes, Kickxellales, Kickxellaceae. The transcript is spliced from 2 exons.